This is a messenger RNA of Marmota flaviventris (yellow-bellied marmot), 4763 nucleotides long. It is a transcript of the gene Pcdh11x, whose product is annotated as protocadherin 11 X-linked. NCBI's taxonomy places the organism in Eukaryota, Metazoa, Chordata, Mammalia, Rodentia, Sciuridae. Gene Ontology annotation, molecular function: calcium ion binding. Gene Ontology annotation, cellular component: plasma membrane. Gene Ontology annotation, biological process: homophilic cell-cell adhesion. The record is from RefSeq and is a predicted model, not a curated record.
UCUCCCCCUCUGUAUAGUCCCACCCCCUCGCCAAUAAAAAGGGCUGGCUCGGCUCUGGCUCCUUGCAGUCGGCGAAUUGUCAGGGCGGGAGGAUCCGUGAGCCUGAGCAGCACGCAGUGGCCCGCGCGGCAAAGCAGAAAGCAAGCCUAACAGAGUGCACUGAGUGGCAGUGGCAGCGGUGGCACAGGCAGCCCAGGCAGUCCGGGCAGCCCAAACAGCCUCAGAAACAACCUCGACUACUCCAGCUGCUCCGCGGACUGCGAGCUGUGGCGGUAGAGCCCGCUACAGCAAUCGCAGUCUCCGUGGAGCGGGCGGAAGCCUUUUCUCUCUUUCGUUUACCUCUUCAUUCUACUCAAAAGGCGUCGUUCACUGGGAAAAUCCUUUUGUGAAUAAGGAUUCCACAGAUCACAUGCCAGAGAGGUCUUGCCUCAACUGCUCUCAACUUUGUAAUCUUGUGAAGAAGCUGACAAGCUUGGCUGAUUGCAGAGCACUAUGGCGACUAUACGAAAGUGGGUUUUAAUUCAGAUAUUUCAAGUUUUCUGUGGGUUGAUACAGAGAACCAUCACAAUCGUGCCUGGUAUGGACUUGUUGUCCGGGACGUAUAUAUUUGCGGUCCUGUUAGCAUGCGUCGUGUUUCAGUCUGGCGCCCAGGAGAAAAAUUACACCGUCCGAGAAGAAAUGCCAGAAAACGUCCUGAUAGGCGACUUGUUGAAAGACCUCAAUUUGUCGCUAAUUCCCGACAAGUCCUUAACGUCUCCAAUGCAGUUCAAGCUCGUGUACAAGACAGGGGAUGUGCCACUGAUUCGUAUUGAAGAGGGUACUGGUGAGAUCUUCACUACUGGCGCUCGCAUUGAUCGUGAGAAAUUAUGUGCUGGUAUCAUGAUGGAUGCCCAUUGCUUUUACGAAGUGGAGGUUGCUGUUUUGCCGGAUGAAAUAUUUAGACUGGUUAAGAUACGUUUUCUGAUAGAAGACAUAAAUGAUAAUGCACCGUUAUUCCCAGCGACGGUUAUCAACAUCUCAAUUCCAGAGAAUUCGGCUAUAAACUCUCGGUAUGCUCUCCCAGCGGCCAUUGAUCCUGACAUAGGAAUAAACGGAGUUCAAAAUUACCAACUAAUUAAGGGUCAAAAUAUUUUUGGGCUUGAUGUCAUAGAGACACCAGAAGGAGACAAGAUGCCACAACUGAUUGUUCAAAAGGAGUUAGAUAGGGAAGAGAAGGAUACCUAUGUAAUGAAAGUAAAGGUUGAAGAUGGUGGCUUUCCUCAACGAUCCAGUACUGCUAUUUUGCAAGUAAGUGUUGCUGAUACAAAUGACAACCGCCCUGUGUUCAAGGAGAAGGAAAUUGAAGUUAGUAUACCAGAAAAUGCUCCUGUAGGAACUUCAGUGACACAACUCCAUGCUACAGAUGCUGACAUAGGUGAAAAUGCCAAGAUUCACUUCUAUUUCAGCAAUCUAGUCUCCAAUAUUGCCAAGAGAUUAUUUCACCUUAACACCACCACUGGACUCAUCACAGUCAAAGAACCCCUGGAUAGAGAAGAAUCACCAAGUCAUAAGUUACUGGUUUUGGCAAGUGAUGGUGGAUCAGUGCCAGCAAGAGCAAUGGUCCUGGUAAAUGUUACAGAUAUCAAUGAUAAUGUCCCAUCAAUUGAUAUAAGAUACAUUAUCAAUCCAACCAAUGGCACUGUGGUUCUUUCAGAAAAUGCUCCACUUAACACCAAAGUUGCUCUCAUUACUGUAAUGGAUAAGGAUGCUGACCAUAAUGGUAGAGUGACAUGCUUCACAGAUCAUGAAGUUCCUUUCAGAUUAAGGCCAGUAUUCAGUAAUCAGUUCCUCCUGGAAACUGCUGCAUAUCUUGACUAUGAGUCCACAAGAGAAUAUGCCAUUAAAUUACUGGCUGCAGAUGCUGGCAAACCUCCUUUGAAUCAGUCAUCAAUGCUUCUCGUCAAAGUGAAAGAUGAAAAUGACAAUGCUCCAGUUUUCACCCAGCCCUUCAUAAGUCUUUCUGUUCCUGAGAAUAACUCCCCUGGCACACAGCUGACCAAAAUAAGUGCAACAGAUGCAGACAGUGGACAUAAUGCUGAAAUCAGUUACCUUUUAGGUACUGAUGCCCCAUCUGAAUUCAACCUGGAUCAUCGAACAGGCAUUCUGACUGCAGUGAAAAAAUUAGAUAGAGAAAAACAGGAAAAAUAUUAUUUCACUGUUCUGGCAAAAGAUAAUGGGAUGCCACCAUUAAUGACUAAUGCCACAGUCUUAGUAACCGUCCUUGAUCAGAAUGAUAACAGCCCAAUUUUCACUCACAAUGAGUACAACUUCUAUGUCCCAGAAAACCUUCCAAGACAUGGCACAGUAGGACUAAUCACCGUAACUGAUCCUGAUUAUGGAGAGAAUUCUGCAGUCACUCUCUCCAUUUUAGAUGUGAAUGAUGACUUCACCAUUGACCCACAGACUGGUGUCAUUAGGCCAAAUAUUUCAUUUGAUCGAGAAAAACAAGAAUCUUACACUUUUUAUGUAAAGGCAGAGGAUGGUGGUAGGGUAUCACGCUCUUCAACUGCAAAAGUAACCAUAAAUGUAGUUGAUGUCAAUGACAACAAACCAGUGUUUGUUGUCCCUCCUUCCAACUAUUCUUAUGAACUGGUUCUCCCAUCCACUAAUCCAGGCACAGUGGUCUUUAAGGUAGUUGCCAUUGACAAUGACACUGGAAUGAAUGCAGAGCUUCACUACAGCAUUGUAGGAGGAAACACAAAGGGACUGUUUGUAAUUGACCAAACAACUGGCAACAUCACACUGAAGGAGAAAUGUGUGGUUGCAGAUCUUGGUUUACACAGAUUGGUAGUUAAAGCUAAAGACUUAGGACAACCUGAUUCUCUCUUCAGUGUUGUAAUUGUCAAUCUGUUUGUGAAUGAGACAGUGACCAAUGCUACACUCAUUCAUGAAUUGGUGCGCAAAAGCAUUGAAGCACCAGCGACCCAAAAUAUUGAGACAGCUGAUACAUCCUCACCAACCAGUGACUAUGUCAAGAUCAUGGUUGCCAUUGUUGCUGGCACUAUAACUGUUAUACUAGUGAUUUUCAUCACUGCUGUAGUAAGAUGUCGCCAACCACCACACCUUAAGGCUGCUCAGAAAAACAAGCAGAAUUCUGAAUGGGUUACUCCAAACCCAGAAAACAGGCAGAUGAUAAUGAUGAAGAAAAAGAAGAAGAAGAAGAAGAAGAAGCAUGCCCCUAAGAACUUGCUGCUUAACUUUGUCACUAUUGAAGAAACAAAGGCAGAUGAUGCUGACAAUGAUGGAAACAGUGUCACACUAGACCUUCCCAUUGAACUGGAAGAGCAAACCAUGGGCAAAUACAACUGGGGCACUACGCCUACCACCUUCAAGCCUGACAGCCCUGAUUUGGCCCGACACUACAAAUCUGCCUCUCCACAGCCAGCCUUCCAGAUUCAGCCUGAAACGCCCCUGAAUUCAAAGCACCACAUCAUCCAGGAACUGCCUCUUGAUAACACUUUCGUGGCCUGUGAUUCCAUCUCCAAGUGUUCCUCCAGCAGUUCUGAUCCCUACAGUGUUUCUGAGUGCAGCUAUCCAGUGACAACCUUCAAGACUCCUGUGUCUGUACACACCAGACCGCCAAUGAAGGAGGUUGUAAGAUCUCGCACCCCCAUGAAAGAGCCAACAACUGUUGAAAUCUGGACUCAUCCUCAACCACAGCGGAAAUCCGAGGGGAAAAAGGCAGGAAAGUCCCAGCGACGUGUCACAUUUCACCUACCAGAAGGCUCUCAGGAAAGCAGCAGUGAUGGUGGACUGGGAGAUCAUGAUGCAGGCAGCCUUCCCAGCACAUCCCAUGCUCUGCCCCUUGGCUAUCCUCAGGAGGAGUACUUUGAUCAUGCUGCACCCAACAACCGUACUGAAGGAGAUGGCAACUCUGAUCCUGAAUCUACUUUCAUUCCUGGAUUAAAGAAAGCUGCAGAAAUAACUGUGCAACCAACUGUGGAAGAGGCUUCUGACAACUGCACUCAAGAAUGUCUCAUCUUGGGCCAUUCUGAUGCCUGCUGGAUGCCAGCUUCUCUGACCCAUUCCAGCCCUUCACAGGCACAGACCUCUGCUCUAUGCCACAGCCCACCCCUGACACAGGCAUCUGCUCACCGCCGCAGCCCUCCAGUGACACAGACCAUUGCUCUCUGCCACAGUCCUCCAGUGACCCAAGCUAUCGCUUUGUGCCACAGUCCUCCACCAGUACAGGCCUCUGCUCUCCACCACAGUCCUCCUCUAGCACAGGCCGCUGGACUUCACCACAGCCCACCCCCCACACAGGCCUCAGCCCUCCGUUACAGCCCUCCCUUGGCUCAGGCUACUGCAAUUCGCCGCAGCCCGCCUCUGCCACAGGCUGCCUCUCUCCACCGCAGCCAAGUCCAUCCUCCAAUGGGUUUGCAGCAAGGUUGGGUGCAAGGUGCUGGAGCUGAUGGACCGCAUUCUCUUGAUCAGGGAGUGCAAGGUAGUGCUAGAUCUCAGUUUUACACUAUGUCUGAAAGACUUCAUCCCAAUGAUGAUUCAAUUAAAGUCAUUCCCUUAACAACCUUCACACCAGGCCAACAGGCCAGACCCUCUAGGGGUGAUUCCCCCAUUAUGGAAGAACAUCCCUUGUAAAGUUAAAAUAGCUAUUUCACAUUUUCAGACAGAUGUAUAUAUUCAAAGUUGAAGAUCCAAUUUCAAGGAAUAUUCCAAAUUGCUAGGUUUGUAAAUAGCUCUGUAAAUAGAAACAGAUACCAGAAAAA